Messenger RNA from Aspergillus tanneri, 1557 nucleotides. RefSeq names its product F1F0 ATP synthase subunit beta (gene ATP2). The record is from RefSeq and is a predicted model, not a curated record. Gene Ontology annotation, biological process: proton transmembrane transport; proton motive force-driven mitochondrial ATP synthesis. Gene Ontology annotation, molecular function: ATP hydrolysis activity; ATP binding; proton-transporting ATP synthase activity, rotational mechanism. The transcript is spliced from 7 exons. Lineage: Eukaryota; Fungi; Ascomycota; Eurotiomycetes; Eurotiales; Aspergillaceae. Bases 1 to 1557 code for a protein of 518 amino acids.
AUGUUCAAGAGCGGUCUCGCCCGGACCUUCGGGAGGGCUGCUUUUGCCCGCCCUACCCCCGUCGCACGUCGCGCUCUCCAGUCUAAGAUCAAUGGAUUGCCUUCUCUGGCCCGGUUCGCCAGCACCGAGGCUGCUCAGGGCGGCAAGAUUCACCAGGUCAUUGGUGCCGUCGUUGACGUGAAGUUUGAGGGCGAUAAACUUCCCGCCAUUCUCAACGCCAUUGAGACUGAGAACAAUGGCCAGAAACUCGUACUGGAGGUCUCGCAACACUUGGGAGAGAACGUCGUCCGUACUAUUGCUAUGGAUGGUACCGAGGGUCUGACUCGUGGCUCCCCUGCUCACGACACUGGUGCUCCCAUCAAGAUCCCCGUCGGCCCUGCUACCCUGGGCCGUAUCCUCAACGUCACUGGUGACCCCAUUGACGAGCGUGGCCCCGUCAAGGCCGUCAAGUACUCCCCUAUCCACGCCGAGGCUCCUGAAUUCGUUGAGCAGUCCACUACGGCUGAGAUUCUCGUCACUGGUAUCAAGGUCGUCGACCUGCUUGCCCCCUACGCCCGUGGUGGAAAGAUUGGUCUGUUCGGUGGUGCCGGUGUCGGUAAGACCGUGUUCAUUCAGGAGUUGAUUAACAACAUUGCCAAGGCUCACGGUGGUUACUCUGUGUUCACUGGUGUCGGUGAGCGUACCCGUGAGGGUAACGAUCUGUACCACGAAAUGCAGGAGACUGGUGUUAUCAAUCUCGAAGGUGAAUCCAAGGUGUCCCUUGUGUUCGGUCAGAUGAACGAGCCCCCCGGUGCCCGUGCCCGUGUCGCCUUGACUGGUCUGACCAUUGCCGAGUACUUCCGUGACGAGGAGGGUCAGGAUGUGCUGCUCUUCAUUGACAACAUCUUCCGUUUCACCCAGGCCGGUUCUGAGGUGUCUGCCCUUCUGGGUCGUAUCCCCUCUGCCGUCGGCUACCAGCCCACUCUGGCCGUCGACAUGGGUGGUAUGCAGGAGCGUAUCACCACCACCAACAAGGGUUCCAUUACCUCCGUCCAGGCCGUCUACGUGCCCGCUGACGAUUUGACUGACCCUGCCCCCGCCACCACCUUUGCUCACUUGGACGCCACCACUGUCUUGUCUCGUGGUAUCUCCGAGUUGGGUAUCUAUCCUGCUGUCGACCCUCUUGACUCCAAGUCCCGUAUGCUCGACCCUCGUAUCGUCGGUGAGGAUCACUACAACACCGCCACCCGUGUCCAGCAGAUGCUCCAGGAGUACAAGUCCCUCCAGGAUAUCAUUGCCAUUUUGGGUAUGGACGAACUUUCGGAAGCCGACAAGCUCACCGUCGAGCGUGCCCGUAAGAUGCAGCGUUUCCUGAGCCAGCCUUUCACCGUCGCCCAGGUCUUCACUGGUAUGGAGGGUCAGCUGGUCGACCUCAAGGACACCAUCAGCAGCUUCAAGGCUAUUAUAAACGGUGAGGGUGACAACCUUCCUGAGGCCGCUUUCUACAUGGUUGGUAACUUCGAAUCUGCCCGCGCCAAGGGUGAGAAGCUACUGGCCGAGCUUGAGAACAAGGCCUAA